CAUUCAAAGAAAUUUUUUGUCUUAUUCAUCAAACUAUUCUUUCAAGUUGCCAAAUGUCGUCUCGCAAAUCUGGGCCAUAUUCAGACAACACUUCCAUGGAUGAUGAUCCAUUAACGGACGACGAUUCAAAAAAGAAUGAGGACAGAAUUCGUCAACUUGAGAGAGCAAAUCGUGAAUAUGAAAGUACAGUUCAGGAUUAUCUUAGGCAAAUUAUUACUUUGCAAAAUUCUUUGAAGAAGUCUCAUGGCCAGGAAUGUGCUGAAUUGAUUAAAGAAAAGUGUCAGGAAGUUGAAGAGUUGUUGAAGAACAAAAAAAGUUUGGAAGAAGAUGUGGAGCACUGCACUACAGAUUAUAAUCAAGUUAUGGCUACUUUUGCGGAAAACAAACGUGAUGCUGACAAACGUGAGGCUAAACAGGCGGAGACGAUUAAACAGCUUUUAUCGAAGAUUGAACAGAAGGAUCGAGAAAUUGAAAAGCUUCGCAAAUUGAUUCCGUAUGAAGGUUAUUGUCAGCCAACCGGUGCUUUCUUACAGCAGAAUAUGACGUUUGAAUUUUUUCUAUUUUUAAGGGUUUCUAGAAGUCCGGGGAUUUAG
Molecule: messenger RNA, 593 nt
Organism: Meloidogyne enterolobii
Lineage: Eukaryota; Metazoa; Nematoda; Chromadorea; Rhabditida; Meloidogynidae
Source: the annotation of a GenBank genome assembly